GGCGGGCCGGCAGUCUUGCUGUUUACCGCCCCGCGGCGUCGCUCACUCCCCGGAGUUCUGAGCGCCGAAGCCGCCGCGUCUGCCCGCCCUUAAAGGGCCGGCGCCCGAAAGAACUGGCGGCGCCGCGCGGCGUCGGAUCGCUACCUCCUAUCACGCCCCUCGCCCUCAGACUCUCCGCCCCUUCGCGGCCGGCUUGGCCGCCGGCUUCCCCUCCCUCCCUCGCUCCCCCUUUUCCCCGUCGGCGUCUCCAGGCUCCCAGCAACCAGCUGCCUCCCGGCUGUCACAUCCCCAGCGGGUGCCCACCGAGUCUCCCGGCCGUGUUCGGCCCCUGGCGAGCUGGGGCCACUUCCUGAGGCCCGUCACCCUUCCCCCGGCCCUCCCGCCCCCAGCCGCCCCGUCCCCUCCCUGGUCCCUGAGAGCGCGUCUGCGGCUCCAGGGAGGGGACGCUUCCUAAUCUCAGGCCGGGGUUAAAGUUCUGGUCCUGGUGAGAUGCUGGAAGCUGCGGCCCAAGCCCCAACCCGCCCUGGAGGUGUCCUGUCGCUUGCCACCGCCGCCGCUGCCGCUGCCACUACCACCCUGCCGGGGCCAUGUUCGCCCUGGGCUUGCCCUUCUUGGCUCUCUUGGUGGCCUCGGUCGAGAGCCAUCUGGGAGUUCUGGGGCCUAAGAACGUCUCGCAGAAAGACGCGGAGUUUGAGCGCACCUACGUGGAUGAAGUCAACAGCGAGCUGGUCAACAUCUACACCUUCAACCACACCGUGACCCGCAACCGGACGGAAGGUGUGAGAGUGUCCGUGAAUGUCCUGAACAAGCAGAAGGGUGCUCCUUUGCUGUUUGUAGUCCGCCAGAAGGAGGCAGUGGUGUCCUUCCAGGUGCCCCUGAUCCUCCGAGGGAUGUUCCAGCGCAAGUACCUCUACCAAAAGGUGGAGCGAACGCUGUGUCAGCCCCCCACCAAGAAUGAGUCUGAGGUCCAGUUCUUCUACGUGGAUGUGUCCACCCUGUCACCAGUUAACACCACGUACCAGCUCCGCGUCAGCCGAAUGGACGACUUCGUGCUCAGGACCGGGGAGCCAUUCAGCUUCAACACCACGGCAGCGCAGCCCCAGUACUUCAAGUAUGAGUUCCCAGAAGGAGUGGACUCGGUCAUCGUCAAGGUGGCCUCCAACACGGCCUUCCCUUGCUCAGUGAUCUCCAUCCAGGAUGUGCUGUGUCCUGUGUAUGACCUAGACAACAACGUAGCCUUCAUCGGCAUGUAUCAGACGAUGACCAAGAAGGCGGCCAUCACCGUGCAGCGCAAAGACUUCCCCAGCAACAGCUUUUACGUGGUGGUGGUGGUGAAGACUGAAGACCAGGCCUGUGGGGGCUCCCUGCCUUUCUACCCCUUUAUAGAAGAUGAACCGGUCGAUCAAGGGCACCGCCAGAAAACCCUGUCCGUGCUGGUCUCGAGAGCAGUCACGUCGGAGGCCUACGUUGGUGGUAUGCUCUUCUGCCUGGGCAUAUUUCUCUCCUUCUACCUGCUUACCGUGCUCCUGGCCUGUUGGGAAAACUGGAGGCAAAGGAAGAAGAGCCUUCUGGUGGCCGUGGACCGAGCCUGCCCGGAAAGCGCUUCUCUUCUUGGUCACCCUCGGGUCCUGGCCGACUCCUUUCCUGGCAGCUCCCCCUAUGACGGCUACAACUACGGCUCGUUUGAGAACGGUUCUGGCUCCACCGGCUCCACCGAUGGUCUGGUUGACAGUGCGGGCCCCGGGGAUGUAUCCUACAAUUACCCGGACCCCCCGGGCACUCGACCGCGACUGGACUCCAUGAGCUCCGUGGAGGAAGACGACUAUGACACCCUGGCCGAUGUCGAUUCAGACAAGAACGUCAUUCGCACCAAGCAAUACCUCUACGUGGCUGACCUGGCACGCAAGGACAAACGUGUCCUGCGGAAGAAGUACCAGAUCUACUUCUGGAACAUCGCCACCAUUGCCGUCUUCUAUGCACUUCCCGUGGUACAGCUGGUGAUCACCUACCAGACGGUGGUGAAUGUCACAGGGAACCAGGACAUCUGCUACUACAACUUCCUCUGUGCCCACCCGCUGGGCAACCUCAGCGCCUUCAACAACAUCCUCAGCAACCUGGGGUACAUCCUGCUGGGGCUGCUCUUCCUGCUCAUCAUCUUGCAACGGGAGAUCAACCACAACCGGGCCCUGCUGCGCAAUGACCUCUGCGCCCUGGAAUGUGGGAUCCCCAAACACUUUGGCCUGUUCUAUGCCAUGGGCACGGCCCUGAUGAUGGAGGGGCUGCUGAGCGCUUGCUAUCACGUCUGCCCCAACUACACCAAUUUCCAGUUUGACACGUCGUUCAUGUACAUGAUCGCGGGGCUCUGCAUGCUGAAGCUCUACCAGAAGCGGCACCCAGACAUCAACGCCAGUGCCUACAGCGCCUAUGCCUGCUUGGCCAUCGUCAUCUUCUUCUCCGUGCUGGGCGUGGUCUUCGGCAAGGGGAACACAGCGUUCUGGAUCAUCUUCUCAGUCAUCCACAUCACUGCCACCCUGCUGCUCAGCACACAGCUCUAUUACAUGGGUCGCUGGAAGCUGGACUCGGGGAUCUGCCGUCGCAUCCUCCACGUGCUCUACACGGACUGCAUCCGGCAGUGCAGCGGGCCUCUCUACGUGGACCGCAUGGUGCUGCUGGUCAUGGGCAACAUCAUCAACUGGUCGCUGGCGGCCUACGGGCUCAUCAUGCGUCCCAACGAUUUCGCCUCCUACCUGUUGGCCAUUGGCAUCUGCAACCUGCUUCUUUACUUUGCCUUCUACAUUAUUAUGAAGCUCCGGAGCGGGGAGAGGAUCAAGCUUAUUCCCCUGCUCUGCAUCGUCUGCACCUCGGUGGUCUGGGGCUUCGCCCUCUUCUUCUUCUUCCAGGGCCUCAGCACCUGGCAGAAAACCCCCGCAGAGUCGCGGGAGCACAACCGGGACUGCAUCCUCCUCGACUUCUUUGACGAUCACGACAUCUGGCACUUCCUCUCUUCCAUCGCCAUGUUUGGGUCAUUCCUGGUGUUGCUGACGCUGGACGACGACCUGGACACCGUGCAGCGGGACAAGAUCUACGUCUUCUAGGGGAGCUGGGCCCCCUUGCUUUUCUCAUGGAGCCCCAAGCUCCUCUGCCUCACCGCCCGGAGGUUCCAUAGUGCCAGGGGCCUGAGUCCCAGCCUGCCGCCCAGUGCCAGGGUGGUGGGACAGCGAGGUCCAGCCCAGGCUUGGGCCAGGGAUGAGGCCUGUGCUCCUUCAACCCCGAAUGCUGGCCAAACUGCUGCUUUCUUCUCAGUGUUGGGGCCUUCCACGGGUCCCAGUCUAUCAGCUGUCCGAUUGUCGUUUUGCAGGAGGAAGGAGGGAAGCGUUGCCUGCCCAUUUCAUGGCUUGUGUUCUGGCCAUCCUUCCCCUUCCCCCUUGGCCUGGACCCAAAGCCCAGCCUUCUUGCCCGAGCUUCCACUCCAGGGCCCCCAGUCUGGGGCCUGAUUCUCUGUCCUGCACCAGAGUUCACUCCACUUUUCCUGGGUCUGCGCCUGCCUGCCAUCACUGCCCUCUCCGGUCAGCCAGGAUGGAUGCGGCUGUCAGAUCUGGGGGGCUGGCCGGCUGGUGCUGGGCUUUUGGUGCUAAGGCCUGCAAGGGAUCCUGGGCAGCGCUGCCGCCUCCCUCUGACCUGCACUCAGGGCUGGUUCUUUAGCAACAAGGGACAAAGCCUGCAGCGUGGGAACUGCCUGUGAUUGAAGAGCUGAAUUCGGAGGUCUUUCAUGUGCCGUCAGCCCCCAGACUGAUGAUGGCACCCAGUGACUGAUGUUGGCAACCAGGAUUGGAAGGAAAAAGCAACUCAGUCCUUUCCUUUCUUCCUCUUUCCAGGCCCUUAGUCCUGCCAAGCCCCACUUGCGGGCCUUCCAGUGCCAUUUGACACUGCCCAAGAAUGUCCAGAGGCGAAGGAGGGGCGCUACAGAGAGCACAGCUCCUCCACGGCCGCAGGAGCUCCAGUGCCUGUCUUAGGGGCUCAGGGAAGGGACAUGCCCUUGCCCUCUGUGUCCCUGGUCCAGCCUCACUCUGGGACACAGGGCUGGCUUCUAAGUUUCCGUCCAGUCUUCAGCCAAGUUCUGUGUUACACACACAUGCACAUGUAUGAAACCUUGCGUUUACACUGAGUUGCCCCAACUCUGGUUCCCUGGCCGCUCUUUCGCCCUACUUGGUCUGUUCCAGAUGCCAAGGUUGGGGAGAUCAGGUCGGGCCUCGGCCUUGGGGAUGGGAAUGUGUUUUAUUCUCCUCAACUUGUUUUUAUAGCUCUCCCUCGGGCUGGGGAGAGGCGGAGGGUCUGGAUCUUUUUUCAGAGCUCCGUUUAAUGUCUGUUUCCAUGCUAUGGUUGCAUUUCUGUUUUCUAUGAAUGAGUUUGCAUUCAAUUAAAGAAACAACCAGAUGCAGUC
Bubalus bubalis (water buffalo) is the source of this 4441-nucleotide messenger RNA. RefSeq names its product SID1 transmembrane family member 2 (gene SIDT2). Gene Ontology annotation, cellular component: membrane. The transcript has 27 exons. Lineage: Eukaryota; Metazoa; Chordata; Mammalia; Artiodactyla; Bovidae. The record is from RefSeq and is a predicted model, not a curated record. The coding region runs from base 588 to 3095 and encodes 835 amino acids.